Drosophila serrata is the source of this 582-nucleotide messenger RNA. RefSeq lists its product as uncharacterized. NCBI's taxonomy places the organism in Eukaryota, Metazoa, Arthropoda, Insecta, Diptera, Drosophilidae. The record is from RefSeq and is a predicted model, not a curated record.
CGAUCAUUAGUUUUCAAAAUUUUACCUUAUCGACAAGGGCUUGAAUUUCCCCAAAAAAUUGUGUACAUACAAAUUUCAAGUAUGCAUUUAAAGAGUUUCCUGUUUUGCAUACCCCUUAAGUGGGGCACGGUUAUCGUGGGUAUUACCUUCAGUACUGGUUACUUUAUCCUUGGCACCACAGGAUUUCAGAUGGUGAUCGACGCCAAAUAUGAUAAGGAUCUCAUCUGGUUCUUCCGGAAGAUGUCAAUCAAAACCUGUGUGGCGGUAGGCUCGUUAAUCUUUUACAUCAUGGGGUGUUUUAACGUCAUGUUGGCCUACGGCGCCUACAACGGCAAUCAUCGGAUGGUUGGCAUAUGGUUAUUGGUGCACUUUUCAGUGUUUAUGCUGACAAUAUAUAGCGCUCUGGUCCAUACCUAUUUCCUGCUCCAUGUCGUCGCCAUGGGCUAUUCCAUGUUCGUGGUGAGGUCCUUCUAUGAGACUUUGGCACCGGCCUCGGGUAAUGAACUGGAAGGUGAGGAUUCCAGUGAGGAGGAUGUCUAAGUGACCUUUGUUUUUUUAAUUUGUACAAUACAAGACGAUAUA